Molecule: messenger RNA, 7443 nt
Organism: Rangifer tarandus platyrhynchus (Svalbard reindeer)
Lineage: Eukaryota; Metazoa; Chordata; Mammalia; Artiodactyla; Cervidae
Source: the annotation of a GenBank genome assembly
AUGCCUCACAUCCCGUUGACACUUCGAGAGGCACGCGGAAUUCACUGCUUCAAAAGGCUCAAGACGUAUGCCAACUUUCCAGAAGCACCUCAAGGGGAGGCUUCUCUCAGCAAUAGGCUCAAGACGUAUGCCAACUUUCCAGAAGCACCUCAAGGGGAGGCUUCUCUCAGCAAUAGGCUCAAGACGUAUGCCAACUUUCCAGAAGCACCUCAAGGGGAGCCUUCUCUCAGCAAUAGGCUCAAGACGUAUGCCAACUUUCCAGAAGCACCUCAAGGGGAGGCUUCUCUCAGCAAUAGGCUCAAGACGUAUGCCAACUUUCCAGAAGCACCUCAAGGGGAGGCUUCUCUCAGCAAUAGGCUCAAGACGUAUGCCAACUUUCCAGAAGCACCUCAAGGGGAGCCUUCUCUCAGCAAUAGGCUCAAGACGUAUGCCAACUUUCCAGAAGCACCUCAAGGGGAGGCUUCUCUCAGCAAUAGGCUCAAGACGUAUGCCAACUUUCCAGAAGCACCUCAAGGGGAGGCUUCUCUCAGCAAUAGGCUCAAGACGUAUGCCAACUUUCCAGAAGCACCUCAAGGGGAGCCUUCUCUCAGCAAUAGGCUCAAGACGUAUGCCAACUUUCCAGAAGCACCUCAAGGGGAGGCUUCUCUCAGCAAUAGGCUCAAGACGUAUGCCAACUUUCCAGAAGCACCUCAAGGGGAGGCUUCUCUCAGCAAUAGGCUCAAGACGUAUGCCAACUUUCCAGAAGCACCUCAAGGGGAGCCUUCUCUCAGCAAUAGGCUCAAGACGUAUGCCAACUUUCCAGAAGCACCUCAAGGGGAGGCUUCUCUCAGCAAUAGGCUCAAGACGUAUGCCAACUUUCCAGAAGCACCUCAAGGGGAGGCUUCUCUCAGCAAUAGGCUCAAGACGUAUGCCAACUUUCCAGAAGCACCUCAAGGGGAGGCUUCUCUCAGCAAUAGGCUCAAGACGUAUGCCAACUUUCCAGAAGCACCUCAAGGGGAGGCUUCUCUCAGCAAUAGGCUCAAGACGUAUGCCAACUUUCCAGAAGCACCUCAAGGGGAGGCUUCUCUCAGCAAUAGGCUCAAGACGUAUGCCAACUUUCCAGAAGCACCUCAAGGGGAGGCUUCUCUCAGCAAUAGGCUCAAGACGUAUGCCAACUUUCCAGAAGCACCUCAAGGGGAGGCUUCUCUCAGCAAUAGGCUCAAGACGUAUGCCAACUUUCCAGAAGCACCUCAAGGGGAGGCUUCUCUCAGCAAUAGGCUCAAGACGUAUGCCAACUUUCCAGAAGCACCUCAAGGGGAGGCUUCUCUCAGCAAUAGGCUCAAGACGUAUGCCAACUUUCCAGAAGCACCUCAAGGGGAGGCUUCUCUCAGCAAUAGGUUCAAGACGUAUGCCAACUUUCCAGAAGCACCUCAAGCGGAGGAUUCUCUCAGCAAUAGGCUCAAGACGUAUGCCAACUUUCCAGAAGCACCUCAAGAGGAGGCUUCUCUCAGCAAUAGGUUCAAGACGUAUGCCAACUUUCCAGAAGCACCUCAAGGGGAGACUUCUCUCAGCAAUAGGUUCAAGACGUAUGCCAACUUUCCAGAAGCACCUCAAGCGGAGGAUUCUCUCAGCAAUAGGCUCAAGACGUAUGCCAACUUUCCAGAAGCACCUCAAGAGGAGGCUUCUCUCAGCAAUAGGCUCAAGACGUAUGCCAACUUUCCAGAUGCACCUCAAGAGGAGGCUUCUCUCAGCAAUAGGCUGAAGACGUAUGCCAACUUUCCAGAAGCACCUCAAGGGGAGACUUCUCUCAGCAAUAGGCUCAAGACGUAUGCCAACUUUCCAGAAGCACCUCAAGGGGAGGCUUCUCUCAGCAAUAGGCUCAAGACGUAUGCCAACUUUCCAGAAGCACCUCAAGGGGAGGCUUCUCUCAGCAAUAGGCUCAAGACGUAUGCCAACUUUCCAGAAGCACCUCAAGGGGAGGCUUCUCUCAUCAAUAGGCUCAAGACGUAUGCCAACUUUCCAGAAGCACCUCAAGGGGAGGCUUCUCUCAGCAAUAGGCUCAAGACGUAUGCCAACUUUCCAGAAGCACCUCAAGAGGAGGCUUCUCUCAGCAAUAGGCUCAAGACGUAUGCCAACUUUCCAGAAGCACCUCAAGAGGAGGCUUCUCUCAGCAAUAGGCUCAAGACGUAUGCCAACUUUCCAGAAGCACCUCAAGGGGAGGCUUCUCUCAGCAAUAGGCUCAAGACGUAUGCCAACUUUCCAGAAGCACCUCAAGGGGAGGCUUCUCUCAGCAAUAGGCUCAAGACGUAUGCCAACUUUCCAGAAGCACCUCAAGGGGAGGCUUCUCUCAGCAAUAGGCUCAAGACGUAUGCCAACUUUCCAGAAGCACCUCAAGGGGAGGCUUCUCUCAGCAAUAGGCUCAAGACGUAUGCCAACUUUCCAGAAGCACCUCAAGGGGAGGCUUCUCUCAGCAAUAGGCUCAAGACGUAUGCCAACUUUCCAGAAGCACCUCAAGGGGAGGCUUCUCUCAGCAAUAGGCUCAAGACGUAUGCCAACUUUCCAGAAGCACCUCAAGGGGAGGCUUCUCUCAGCAAUAGGCUCAAGACGUAUGCCAACUUUCCAGAAGCACCUCAAGGGGAGGCUUCUCUCAGCAAUAGGCUCAAGACGUAUGCCAACUUUCCAGAAGCACCUCAAGGGGAGGCUUCUCUCAGCAAUAGGCUCAAGACGUAUGCCAACUUUCCAGAAGCACCUCAAGGGGAGGCUUCUCUCAGCAAUAGGCUCAAGACGUAUGCCAACUUUCCAGAAGCACCUCAAGGGGAGGCUUCUCUCAGCAAUAGGCUCAAGACGUAUGCCAACUUUCCAGAAGCACCUCAAGGGGAGGCUUCUCUCAGCAAUAGGCUCAAGACGUAUGCCAACUUUCCAGAAGCACCUCAAGGGGAGGCUUCUCUCAGCAAUAGGCUCAAGACGUAUGCCAACUUUCCAGAAGCACCUCAAGGGGAGGCUUCUCUCAGCAAUAGGCUCAAGACGUAUGCCAACUUUCCAGAAGCACCUCAAGGGGAGGCUUCUCUCAGCAAUAGGCUCAAGACGUAUGCCAACUUUCCAGAAGCACCUCAAGGGGAGGCUUCUCUCAGCAAUAGGCUCAAGACGUAUGCCAACUUUCCAGAAGCACCUCAAGGGGAGGCUUCUCUCAGCAAUAGGCUCAAGACGUAUGCCAACUUUCCAGAAGCACCUCAAGGGGAGGCUUCUCUCAGCAAUAGGCUCAAGACGUAUGCCAACUUUCCAGAAGCACCUCAAGGGGAGGCUUCUCUCAGCAAUAGGCUCAAGACGUAUGCCAACUUUCCAGAAGCACCUCAAGGGGAGGCUUCUCUCAGCAAUAGACUCAAGACGUAUGCCAACUUUCCAGAAGCACCUCAAGUGGAGGCUUCUCUCAGCAAUAGGCUCAAGACGUAUGCCAACUUUCCAGAAGCAACUCAAGGGGAGGCUUCUCUCAGCAAUAGGCUCAAGACGUAUGCCAACUUUCCAGAAGCACCUCAAGGGGAGGCUUCUCUCAGCAAUAGGCUCAAGACGUAUGCCAACUUUCCAGAAGCACCUCAAGGGGAGGCUUCUCUCAGCAAUAGGCUCAAGACGUAUGCCAACUUUCCAGAAGCACCUCAAGGGGAGGCUUCUCUCAGCAAUAGGCUCAAGACGUAUGCCAACUUUCCAGAAGCACCUCAAGUGGAGGCUUCUCUCAGCAAUAGGUUCAAGACGUAUGCCAACUUUCCAGAAGCACCUCAAGCAGAGGAUUCUCUCAGCAAUAGGCUCAAGACGUAUGCCAACUUUCCAGAAGCACCUCAAGAGGAGGCUUCUCUCAGCAAUAGGCUCAAGACGUAUGCCAACUUUCCAGAAGCACCUCAAGGGGAGGCUUCUCUCAGCAAAAGGCUCAAGACGUAUGCCAACUUUCCAGAAGCACCUCAAGAGGAGGCUUCUCUCAGCAAUAGGCUCAAGACGUAUGCCAACUUUCCAGAAGCACCUCAAGCAGAGGAUUCUCUCAGCAAUAGGUUCAAGACGUAUGCCAACUUUCCAGAAGCACCUCAAGCAGAGGAUUCUCUCAGCAAUAGGCUCAAGACGUAUGCCAACUUUCCAGAAGCACCUCAAGAGGAGGCUUCUCUCAGCAAUAGGCUCAAGACGUAUGCCAACUUUCCAGAAGCACCUCAAGAGGAGGCUUCUCUCAGCAAUAGGCUCAAGACGUAUGCCAACUUUCCAGAAGCACCUCAAGGGGAGGCUUCUCUCAGCAAAAGGCUCAAGACGUAUGCCAACUUUCCAGAAGCACCUCAAGAGGAGGCUUCUCUCAGCAAUAGGCUCAAGACGUAUGCCAACUUUCCAGAAGCACCUCAAGUGGAGACUUCUCUCAGCAAUAGGUUCAAGACGUAUGCCAACUUUCCAGAAGCACCUCAAGCAGAGGAUUCUCUCAGCAAUAGGCUCAAGACGUAUGCCAACUUUCCAGAAGCACCUCAAGAGGAGGCUUCUCUCAGCAAUAGGCUCAAGACGUAUGCCAACUUUCCAGAAGCACCUCAAGAGGAGGCUUCUCUCAGCAAUAGGCUCAAGACGUAUGCCAACUUUCCAGAAGCACCUCAAGGGGAGGCUUCUCUCAGCAAAAGGCUCAAGACGUAUGCCAACUUUCCAGAAGCACCUCAAGAGGAGGCUUCUCUCAGCAAUAGGCUCAAGACGUAUGCCAACUUUCCAGAAGCACCUCAAGUGGAGACUUCUCUCAGCAAUAGGUUCAAGACGUAUGCCAACUUUCCAGAAGCACCUCAAGCAGAGGAUUCUCUCAGCAAUAGGCUCAAGACGUAUGCCAACUUUCCAGAAGCAACUCAAGAGGAGGCUUCUCUCAGCAAUAGGCUCAAGACGUAUGCCAACUUUCCAGAAGCACCUCAAGGGGAGGCUUCUCUCAGCAAAAGGCUCAAGACGUAUGCCAACUUUCCAGAAGCACCUCAAGAGGAGGCUUCUCUCAGCAAUAGGCUCAAGACGUAUGCCAACUUUCCAGAAGCACCUCAAGUGGAGACUUCUCUCAGCAAUAGGUUCAAGACGUAUGCCAACUUUCCAGAAGCACCUCAAGCAGAGGAUUCUCUCAGCAAUAGGCUCAAGACGUAUGCCAACUUUCCAGAAGCACCUCAAGAGGAGGCUUCUCUCAGCAAUAGGCUCAAGACGUAUGCCAACUUUCCAGAAGCACCUCAAGGGGAGGCUUCUCUCAGCAAUAGGCUCAAGACGUAUGCCAACUUUCCAGAAGCACCUCAAGAGGAGGCUUCUCUCAGCAAUAGGCUCAAGACGUAUGCCAACUUUCCAGAAGCACCUCAAGGGGAGGCUUCUCUCAGCAAUAGGCUCAAGACGUAUGCCAACUUUCCAGAAGCACCUCAAGUGGAGGCUUCUCUCAGCAAUAGGCUCAAGACGUAUGCCAACUUUCCAGAAGCACCUCAAGAGGAGGCUUCUCUCAGCAAUAGGCUCAAGACGUAUGCCAACUUUCCAGAAGCACCUCAAGAGGAGGCUUUUCUCAGCAAUAGGCUCAAGACGUAUGCCAACUUUCCAGAAGCACCUCAAGAGGAGGCUUCUCUCAGCAAUAGGCUCAAGACGUAUGCCAACUUUCCAGAAGCACCUCAAGGGCAGCCUUCUCUCAGCAAUAGGCUCAAGACGUAUGCCAACUUUCCAGAAGCACCUCAAGAGGAGGCUUCUCUCAGCAAUAGGCUCAAGACGUAUGCCAACUUUCCAGAAGCACCUCAAGAGGAGGCUUCUCUCAGCAAUAGGCUCAAGACGUAUGCCAACUUUCCAGAAGAACCUCAAGAGGAGGCUUCUCUCAGCAAUAGGUUCAAGACGUAUGCCAACUUUCCAGAAGCACCUCAAGAGGAGGCUUCUAUCAGCAAUAGGCUCAAGACGUAUGCCAACUUUCCAGAAGCACCUCAAGGGGAGCCUUCUCUCAGCAAUAGGCUCAAGACGUAUGCCAACUUUCCAGAAGCACCUCAAGAGGAGGCUUCUCUCAGCAAUAGGCUCAAGACGUAUGCCAACUUUCCAGAAGCACCUCAAGGGGAGCAUUCUCUCAGCAAUAGGCUCAAGACGUAUGCCAACUUUCCAGAAGCACCUCAAGAUGAGGCUUCUCUGAGCAAUAGGCUCAAGACGUAUGCCAACUUUCCAGAAGCACCUCAAGAGGAGGCUUCUCUCAGCAAUAGGCUCAAGACGUAUGCCAACUUUCCAGAAGCACCUCAAGAGGAGGCUUCUCUCAGCAAUAGGCUCAAGACGGAUGCCAACUUUCCAAAAGCACCUCAAGGGGAGCCUUCUCUCAGCAAUAGGCUCAAGACGUAUGCCAACUUUCCAGAAGCACCUCAAGGGGAGCCUUCUCUCAGCAAUAGGCUCAAGACGUAUGCCAACUUUCCAGAAGCACCUCAAGAGGAGGCUUCUCUCAGCAAUAGGCUCAAGACGUAUGCCAACUUUCCAGAAGCACCUCAAGGGGAGCCUUCUCUCAGCAAUAGGCUCAAGACGUAUGCCAACUUUCCAGAAGCACCUCAAGAUGAGGCUUCUCUCAGCAAUAGGCUCAAGACGUAUGCCAACUUUCCAGAAGCACCUCAAGAGGAGGCUUCUCUCAGCAAUAGGCUCAAGACGGAUGCCAACUUUCCAAAAGCACCUCAAGGGGAGCCUUCUCUCAGCAAUAGGCUCAAGACGUAUGCCAACUUUCCAGAAGCACCUCAAGGGGAGCCUUCUCUCAGCAAUAGGCUCAAGACGUAUGCCAACUUUCCAGAAGCACCUCAAGAGGAGGCUUCUCUCAGCAAUAGGCUCAAGACGGAUGCCAACUUUCCAAAAGCACCUCAAGGGGAGCCUUCUCUCAGCAAUAGGCUCAAGACGGAUGCCAACUUUCCAAAAGCACCUCAAGGGGAGCCUUCUCUCAGCAAUAGGCUCAAGACGGAUGCCAACUUUCCAAAAGCACCUCAAGGGGAGCCUUCUCUCAGCAAUAGGCUCAAGACGUAUGCCAACUUUCCAGAAGCACCUCAAGAGGAGGCUUCUCUCAGCAAUAGGCUCAAGACGUAUGCCAACUUUCCUGAAGCACCUCAAGAGGAGGCUUCUCUCAGCAAUAGGCUCAAGACGGAUGCCUACUUUCCAAAAGCACCUCAAGGGGAGCCUUCUCUCAGCAAUAGGCUCAAGACGUAUGCCAACUUUCCUGAAGCACCUCAAGGGGAGCCUUCUCUCAGCAAUAGGCUCAAGACGGAUGCCAACUUUCCAAAAGCACCUCAAGGGGAGCCUUCUCUCAGCAAUAGGCUCAAGACGUAUGCCAACUUUCCAGAAGCACCUCAAGAGGAGGCUUCUCUCAGCAAUAGGCAACUCCAGAGAUGCCCCGAGAACACUGUCCCAAGUCUUGAGGAAUACGAACUACAGCCCAGCAACUCGAGGAAUGCCCCGUGUACCACAAAUCGUCUUGAGAUGAGAGCUGAUUCCGUGGCUUAG